Sparassis crispa is the source of this 1320-nucleotide messenger RNA. Its product is annotated as Aspyridones efflux protein. The transcript has 13 exons. Lineage: Eukaryota; Fungi; Basidiomycota; Agaricomycetes; Polyporales; Sparassidaceae. The coding region runs from base 1 to 1320 and encodes 439 amino acids. Gene Ontology annotation, cellular component: fungal-type vacuole membrane. Gene Ontology annotation, biological process: transmembrane transport. Gene Ontology annotation, molecular function: transmembrane transporter activity. The record is from RefSeq and is a predicted model, not a curated record.
AUGCAGUCCGACACAAGUCCCUCUCAUUCUAGUGAAAUAAUCGCUCUGAGCUCUCCUCGCUCCGCUGUCCAUGGCGCGCCGACCAAGGUUGAAGACAAGCCCGUCAAUCCACCUCCAAUUACCUUUCCUGACGGUGGUAUUCGCGCUUGGAGCAACAUAGCGGGCUGCUUCCUCUUGUCUUUCACCUCCUAUGGGCAGCUCAAUGCCUUCGGAGUGUUCCAGACAUACUAUUCCCAGACUCUCCUGCAUGGACACUCCGUCUCCACCAUCGCCUGGAUAGGCAGCACUCAGCUCACCAUCAGCUACGUUGCUGGUUGUAUCCUCGGCCGCAUGUUUGAUAUAUACGGUUCAAGGGUUCUUCUUGUGUCAGGAUGUUUGCUCUCUACAUUUUCUUUGAUGAUGACAUCGCUGGCCACCAAAUAUUAUCAAAUCUUGCUUGCGCAAGGUUUCGGUUUGGGAAUCGGCAUCGCUCUUCAGUUCUAUCCUAUCCUCGCCGUGCCGUCGCACUGGUUCUGUGCCAAUCGCGCUGCUGCGAUUGGGAUAGUGAUUGCUGGCUCCAGUCUGAGCGGUAUUAUCUACCCUAUCAUGCUCUCACGACUCUUCGUCUCCGUCGGCUUUCCUUGGGCAGUCCGUAUCGUAGCGUUCAUGAAUUUUGGCUGUCAAGUAUUGGCAAUUCCCUUCGUUAAAGAGCGUUUCCCUCCCCGUCUCGGAAUCCCGCUGGUAGAUUGGCAGGCCUUCCGCGAGACUACCUUCUUACUCCAUGCACUUGGUGGUUUUUUUGUGGCCUUUGCAUUGUACACCCCAUACUGGUACAUCGAGCUCUUCAGCCUGCAGAAAGGUGUUGGUGCAAAUUUGUCAUUCUACAUGAUUGCUAUCAUGAAUGCGGCUGGUCUCGUUGGGCGUGUGGUCACCGGAUACGCUGCAGACAAGUACGGACGCUUCAACACUCUUGCGCCCGUCACACUCCUGGGUGGUAUCUCCGUGUUAGCGAUCUGGGCUACAUCGUGGCAUACUGCAGAGAUUGUGGUGUUUGUGCUCAUAUUCGGAUUCACGUCAGCGUCAUACUCGUCAUUGGCUUCUACUGCAACUGCGCAGGUCACCUCAGAUCCCUCUCGCAUCGGCGCACGCACCGGGAUGUUCAUGACGGCCAUGUCUCCCGGUAUUCUGACGGGUCCCUCCAUAGCGGGUGCGAUUGUGGAUGCCAGCAACGGCGGGUAUCUCGGCCUACAGAUAUUCGUUGGCGUUUUCCUUGUGGCGGGCGCGGCGUUGGCUCUGGCGGCACGGUGGAAUGGCGCGCGCUCGCUUGUGGCGGUGUUCUAA